CCACCAAAAGCGAGUCAUCAUUCUCUCAGCUACCGGUUCAAUCGGUCAGUUGAUGCCCAGCGACACCCACUGCUGGCCUGUCUGGCCGGUGACGUAGCCCAGCCGGCCCCACUGGAACUGGCAGUCGUCAUUGCCCUCCUCGUUGUUGAAGCCCUUGACCACCUCCAGCCCGUGUUGCCGCACCUCAUCCAGCCGGGCGCGAUGCACCACCUCGCGGAACCCCAGCCGCCUGUGUGUGUGGCGCUGCCCCGCGUCGACAGCGAAGCACUGCAGCUGCGGCACACGCACCAUCUGUCCGUCCGGCCCCCGGCUCCACCCGCCCACCACCUCCCGAUUGCUGACCGUCUUGGUCGCCGCCCACUCGACGAAAUGCUCGACGGCCCCCCGGACGCGCCGCUUGAUUGCCGAUGCGUUUGUGAGGUAGCUGUCGAUGGCGGUGAGUGCGGCGGGUGGGUCGUGCAGGAAGGCCCCGAUCUUCCAUGCGAUGGCGGCGGCCUCCUGUGGUCCGAAUGAGAGUGGGGAGAGGGAGGGCGGGUGGGGGAGGGAGGCGUCCUCGUCGUUGUGGUCCACCAGAGGCAGAAUGCGCGUCAUGAGGAUGUCGGCGUCGCGUUGGGGGCCGAGGGCGGCGUUGAUGGCGUCCAUGACCACGAAGGGCAGCUCGUUGAGUACAGCCACGUACUCCUUCAGCACCAGCUCACGCCGCUUGCGCUGAAGGGGUGUGUUGGUGGGAAGCACGUUUGUUGAGAGGUCGGCUCCCGCCCGCAGCAGGGACCGCACCAUCAGCUUGCGGUUGCGAAUCCGCUCAGCUGUCUCGUCCCGCAUGUCGUCGCCGUCGUCGUUGUCGUUGUCGUUGUCGUCAAGCAGCUCUUCCAGUUGACUUGCGGCACCCCGGAGCGGCGGGGAAACACCCACCUGUGCAUGGCUGAUGUCAGCGGGAGUGGCGAGACGCUCGCACAGGUAGUCCACCACCCAGUGGCUUGACCAGGUCGUUAUGCCGGCAGCAUACCGCAGGAUAAGACGCAAAUUGGCCGCCGGUAUGGGGUUGCCGUGCUGCACCAGGGUGUCCAUGUACUCGUACGUGAAGGCCUUGGACAGAAGGGGUCGUGAAGUAGCUGCGAGGAGCACCGCAACGCCGCUCUUCGACGGAUCAUGCUGCAGCAGCCGGCGGGCCACACCGAUGAGGGCAUCGCCAUAGGCUUGCGAUGGCCGGAGGGGAGAGAAGCCGUCAAGGGGCAAAGAUAUAUGGUUGACCUGAUUUGUGGCCAACAGCACCUCCACUGCGUCAAUGUUGCCCGUCUCGGACGCCACACGGAUCGGCCGCAUGCCCUCGUGAUCUAGCUCGUGAUCGGGAUAAUGGAAGUUGACGUUGGCCCCGCAGCUGAUGAGCGCCUGAAGUAUGUCCCGCUGCAGUUGGCGUGACGACCACGGUGUGAGCAGCAGGGGCGUCUUGAGGUCCGAAUCCAUCCGCCACACAGAGGGGACGCUGCCGGUCGGGUCGUCAAUCGCCAGCGACAGCAGCGGCACCCACUUGGUGCGUCGAUGGACUCCAGAUGCCUUCUCGCGGAAGCCGACCAGCGCGUCGGGAUUGGCUCCUUUGGUCUGGAUGAGUCGUGUGGCGAUGGCGGGCGUUAGCUCACGGCGCAGAAUACGGUGGACGAGCCGCUUGGUGGCGGGGCCGGUGUCUGUCUGCCAGCAGAGGUCGAUGCCGUCACUCGGUAGAGGCAGCUGGGCGGUGCUAUCGGGCUGAUCGGACAUGGUGAUGGACUACGUCUGCAACACAGGACUCAUCAGUGCUUGCCUUCAUCCCUUGCUGCCAUCUCUUGUGCAUGCAUUUCGUGAAGCGUACCUGAUUGAAUCAACAGUCGAUGUGGUCGCCUGCUGCACUUGAUGCCGUCAC
Vitrella brassicaformis is the source of this 1897-nucleotide messenger RNA. The record is from the annotation of a GenBank genome assembly. NCBI's taxonomy places the organism in Eukaryota, Vitrellaceae.